AUGACAAAUGAAGAAAUUUUAAAUUCUGUUUUCCCUUUAUUGGAUGGAGUAGACCUUGCUUCCUGUAUGGUGGUGUCUAAGCAAUGGAGGGACAUAGCGGGGGAUGAUUACUUCUAGAAAUGUUUAUGAGCAAGGAGGUGGCCUUCAAUUUGCAAGCGACCUAAGCCUCCCACUGUAACCUACUUCAAACUAUAUCAGACCUUUUAUAAACGGCAGCAGCGUCGAACUCUUUUGCCACCAAGGCUUUCUUUCGAGGAUUUGGAAUUUUUCAUUGACGUUUGGACUGAGGAUAGAUUGAUUUUCUCCGAAGUGGUCCCAGGCCCUGUCUUCCAGAAUGGAAUCGAGAUUCCAGACAUGCUACGAUAUCAUCUUGAGGACCCUGAGUACAAGAUGACUAUACCUGUUGAACCAAGGUUUACUAUUCCUUGGAGCCGGACAGUGAGUGCUUCAUUGCAUGUGAGACGGAAGGAUUCCAACAUAGUUGCUUGUAUAACUAAUAAAUCUAGGUUUGAUUACAUAGAUCGAUCAUCCCACAGGGCUCAUGCAUUCGAGUAUCUUGACUUCCCCCCUGCUUACCCUUUCACUUCUGGAACCCGAGCUUGGAUUUCUUUGCAUUUCAUGGAAGAUAGAAAUGAAGGUGUCCUUGAUGUUUUUGGGCUUGAAAUGGAUUUCUGUGAUGCUGCAAGCUCCAAGGAAGAGGUCCUGUGGCUAUCAGACAUGCUAGAUUGGAAAUGA
Messenger RNA from Pistacia vera, 735 nucleotides. Its product is annotated as F-box protein At5g39250-like. The record is from RefSeq and is a predicted model, not a curated record. The transcript has a single exon. Gene Ontology annotation, molecular function: protein binding. Lineage: Eukaryota; Viridiplantae; Streptophyta; Magnoliopsida; Sapindales; Anacardiaceae.